GAAAACAAACACGCGCACUUCCCUUUCCUUCCUCCUAACGUCCGCCCACACACCUCCCCCUCUGCCCGCCUCGCCAUCGCCCAACCGCCGACGAGAUCGCCCGCCACAAAUCCCCUAGAUCCACCGCGGGCCAGCGAGCCGGUGAACCUAGUUUUGAUGCGAUUGCGCUAAGCUCGCGCUCCUGUCCCGCCCGCGCGCCAUGGCGCACAGCGACCUCGAGCCGCUGCGCUCUGGCGCCGCCGCGCUGCCGUCCUCCUCCGACCCUGACUCGCCAUCGACCCCGCGAAGGAACCGCGUGCGCGAGCUGCUGCGGAACCUGGACCGCCGGCUCUCGAGCAGGGGGCGACAUAACCACGUCGACAGCGGCCCGGCGUCCCCCACGGCGGCGGGGGAGGCGGGGGCGCCCAGGAGGGAGGAGAGUGACGAGCUCGGCGACGGCGCGCCGCCCGAGUGGGCGCUGCUGCUCGUCGGGUGCCUCCUCGGGCUUGCCACCGGCAUCUGCGUCGCCGCGUUUAACCGCGGGGUGCAUGUCAUACAUGAAUGGGCAUGGGCAGGCACACCCACCGAGGGUGCUGCUUGGCUUCGCCUGCAGAGGCUUGCUGAUACUUGGCAUAGGAUAUUGUUAAUUCCAGUGACUGGUGGAGUUGUUGUUGGUAUGAUGCAUGGGUUGCUGGAGAUAUUUGAGCAGAUAAAGCUAUCUAUGUCAUCUCAAAGGGAAGGUAUCGAUUUCAUGAGUGCGAUUUUUCCUGCAAUCAAGGCCAUCCAAGCUGCAAUUACUUUAGGGACGGGAUGUUCGUUGGGUCCUGAAGGGCCUAGUGUUGAUAUUGGUAAAUCUUGUGCAAUUGGGUGCGCUGAAAUGAUGGAGAACAACAGGGAACGAAGGAUUGCUCUUAUCGCAGCCGGAUCAGCUGCUGGAAUUGCUUCAGGUUUUAAUGCUGCAGUUGCUGGAUGUUUUUUUGCUAUCGAAACAGUACUGAGGCCACUCCGAGCAGAGAACUCACCACCGUUUACAACUGCUAUGAUUAUCUUGGCAUCAGUUAUAUCAUCAACCGUGUCCAAUGUUUUGUUAGGGGAGAAGGCAGCUUUUAUUGUCCCGACGUAUGAACUAAAAUCUGCCGCUGAGCUUCCACUCUAUCUUAUUCUAGGCAUGCUUUGCGGUGUAGUAAGUGUGGUAUUCAGGCAACUGGUUGUUUGGUUCACAAAGACUUUUGACUUGAUAAGGAAAAAAUUUGGUCUCCCUGCUGUAGUAUGUCCAGCUUUAGGUGGUCUUGGAGCAGGUUUAAUAGCUCUAAGAUACCCUGGAAUACUGUAUUGGGGUUUCACCAACGUUGAUGAAAUUCUACAUACGGGAAAAAGUGCUUCAGCUCCCGGGAUUUGGCUGUUAGCUCAGUUGGCUGCUGCAAAAGUUGUUGCGACCGCACUUUGCAAAGGUUCUGGCCUUGUUGGUGGCCUAUAUGCCCCAAGCUUGAUGAUCGGUGCUGCUGUUGGUGCUGUUUUUGGAGGCUCAGCGGCAGAAUUAAUUAACUCUGCCAUCCCGGGUAACACUGCUGUUGCACACCCUCAAGCUUAUGCACUUGUGGGAAUGGCUGCUACCCUAGCCUCAGUUUGUUCAGUUCCAUUGACAUCUGUACUGCUACUCUUUGAACUGACAAAAGAUUACAGAAUUCUACUACCUCUGAUGGGAGCUGUUGGUUUAGCAAUAUGGGUCCCAUCGGUUGUAAGUAACUCCAGCAACAAAGAGAUGUUUGAGGCUACGUCUCCUCGGCAUGGUUAUUCUUCGCUAUUACCUCCUGCCGAUAGAAGUGAGACAGAUGGGAGACGCCCAGAUGGAGAUGAUGUUGAACUAGCAAUUCUAGAAGAUGAUCUAUAUCACUAUGGCAGUAACAGUGAGGAGAUGCUUCUCGAUGAGUUGAAGGUAUCACGAGCAAUGUCAAAGCAUUUCAUUAAGGUUACAUCUGCAGCCACUAUCAAGGAGGCAACACUGCUUAUGCACGAUAAGCAGCAAGGUUGUGUUCUUGUUGUAGACAAUGAAGAUUUUCUUGAAGGGAUUGUUACGGUUGGUGACAUUCGUCGUAGAGGAUUUGAAUCAAGUGAAGAUGCUAACAGUACUGGGGAAAAUUCAUCUGUUCUGGAUGUGAAUUCUGCUCUUGUUACAUCGUGCCUUACACGAGGGUUUCAGUACCAUGGCAGUGAAAGAGGGCUGGUGACCUGCUUUCCCGACACAGAUCUGAGCACCGCUAAGGUGCUCAUGGAAGUCAAAGGUAUCAAGCAACUUCCGGUGGUCAAAAGGGGGGCUGGUCGCAGGAAUGAUGGGAGGCGUAAAGUUCUCGGGCUUCUUCAUUACGAGUCAAUAGGACGAUGCUUAAGGGAGGAGCUGGAGCGAUGGAAGGCGAUCUACAGAGAGAAUUUCCAGCAGCCAGCAGUUAGUUGGCAGUGAGCAUGGAGGCACUGAACAUGCAGAGCUGAAGUUUUGGUUGUAAUUUUUAGUGAAGAAAAUACCAGAUACAUAAAGCGACGUUUGAACAAACUAGGGAGUUAGGGUUAACUUAAACACCUCAGUUAAAAGAGUCUUCACCAAAUGUAAAGUGUUUUGGAGCUUGCAGAUUUCGUAUGGAUUACAGAUUAUAAGAGGUGAUGGUGUGGUUUUCAGCUUUGAUGUUUCUGGGUUCUGACAUGGUAACAUACCGGGAACAUAUUGCUUGGCCUUUUGCAACCCAAUUCAAAACAAAUGUAAGUCUGUUAUUGUGGAAA
Molecule: messenger RNA, 2751 nt
Organism: Hordeum vulgare subsp. vulgare (domesticated barley)
Lineage: Eukaryota; Viridiplantae; Streptophyta; Magnoliopsida; Poales; Poaceae
Product: chloride channel protein CLC-f
Biological process (GO): transmembrane transport; chloride transport
Cellular component (GO): membrane; Golgi apparatus; chloroplast
Molecular function (GO): voltage-gated chloride channel activity
Source: RefSeq, a predicted model, not a curated record